This is a messenger RNA of Trametes versicolor FP-101664 SS1, 510 nucleotides long. RefSeq lists its product as uncharacterized. The transcript has a single exon. Bases 1 to 510 code for a protein of 169 amino acids. The record is from RefSeq and is a predicted model, not a curated record. NCBI's taxonomy places the organism in Eukaryota, Fungi, Basidiomycota, Agaricomycetes, Polyporales, Polyporaceae.
AUGGCCGUCCAAGAAUCCCCCAUUACUACACUCACGCUAGGGCAGUACUACAACGACCUUGAUCAUCUCGAUGCCGGCAAGGCAGGCGAGCUCUUCAUGCGCCCCUACCUCCGUUUGCAACACUUGCGGUGUCUCAAGGUCCGCUUUGACCGCGGGCCCUCUUUCCGACUACUCCGCAUGCUGCCAUUCUUCGCCAGCAUAACCACCCUGCAACUGUGGAAAUGUACCUUCAAGAACUUCAGGGGGAUGAUGGACGUUGUGUGGGCCUGCCCGAACCUCGUUAUGCUGGACAUAAAUGUCGUUGAGUUCAAAGUGCAGCCCUCUUCCCCCACGCGGCUCCUGCAGAUGUCCGCUGUUGUGGAGAGUCUGCGAGCAUGCCAGAGGCUUACAAGCCUCUAUCUAAACAUGUACACCCCAAAAGCAAGUUCAGAUGUUCCGCAGUUCAUCUUGAGACCGUUCAUGACCUGCUCUUUAUAUAGGAAACGUGGUUCCCCGCUACCGCCGGAAUAA